Molecule: messenger RNA, 4275 nt
Organism: Erinaceus europaeus (western European hedgehog)
Lineage: Eukaryota; Metazoa; Chordata; Mammalia; Eulipotyphla; Erinaceidae
Gene: FSD1L
Product: fibronectin type III and SPRY domain containing 1 like
Exons: 14
Coding region: 541-2067 (508 amino acids)
Molecular function (GO): protein binding
Source: RefSeq, a predicted model, not a curated record
AGAAUAGGAAAGCUAUCAGGGGAGGGGAUGGGAUACGGAGAUCUGGUGGGUGGGAACUGUGUGGAAUUGCACCCCCCUUCUUAUUCCAUGAUCUAAUCAAUAUUUCUAUUUCAUAAAUAAAUAAAUAAAUAAAAACAAAUUAAAAAAUAAAUUCUUUAAAAUGUAUUAAAGCUUUCUCAUACACAACUCUUCGGCAUAAUCCAAAAAUGAGCAGGAACUGGAUCCAUCACAGUCACGGAUCAAAACUGACCAGAACUCAAGACAGAACGGACAACAGCGGCCGGGAAGCUUGGGCUUCACGCAGCUUUGCGGACCCGCCCCCGCCCCCGCAGGGGACCCCAUGCGGGCCGCGCGCAGGCGCCCUGCGCCCCCCGCCCCUCCCUUUCACCCAGGCAACCGCGUUGCGCGGCCGGGCGGGGCGGGGCGGGGCGGUGCGGGCGGCGGAGGCGGGAGCGGCGGUUGCCACUAGCGGUCCGGGCGCGGCGGCCCUGCCUCGGCCUCUCUGCGCGGCGCGGGGUGCGGCGGCUUCAACCCCCCACCAUGGACUCGCAGAAGGAAGCUCUGCAAAGGAUCAUUUCAACUUUGGCAAAUAAAAAUGAUGAAAUUCAGAACUUUAUUGAUACACUAAAUCAAACAUUAAAAGGAGUUCAGGAAAAUUCUUCCAGCGUCCUUUCCGAGCUAGAUGAAGAAUUUGAUAGCUUAUAUUCCAUAUUGGAUGAGGUGAAGGAAAGGAUGAUCAGCAGCAUCAAGCAGGAGCGGGCUCAGAAAUCCCAGGAGUUGCAGAGUCAGCUUAGCCAGUGUAAUAAUGCUUUGGAGAAUUCUGAAGAACUACUAGAAUUUGCAACACGGUCACUAGAUAUAAAAGAAUCUGAAGAAUUUUCAAAGGCUGCCAGACAGAUCAAGGAUAGAGUAACAAUGGCUUCUGCUUUUCGCCUUUCUCUGAGACCAAAGGUCAGUGACAACAUGACUCAUCUAAUGGUGGAUUUUUCUCAGGAAAGAAAGAUGCUCCAGGCUUUGAAGUUUUUGCCAGUACCCAAAGCUCCAGAGAUCGAUCCCGUUGAAUGUCUGGUGGCGGACAAUGCUGUAACGGUGGCUUGGAGGAUGCCAGAAGAAGACAGGAAGAUCGACCACUUUAUACUGGAGUACAGGAAGACUAAUUUCGAUGGACUUCCACGCGUAAAGGAUGAACGGUGCUGGGAGCUAGUUGAUCACAUCAAGGGCACAGAACAUACACUGUCAGGCUUAAAAUUUGAUUCCAAGUAUAUGAACUUCAGAGUACGAGCUUGUAACAAGGCAGUGGCUGGAGAGUAUUCCGACCCAGUGACCCUGGAGACCAAAGCACUUAACUUCGUUUUGGAUAAUUCCUCAUCUCAUGUGAACCUGAGAGUUGAAGACAGCUGUGUGGAAUGGGACCCUACUGGAGGGAAAGGUCAAGAAAGUAAAAUCAAAGGCAAAGAGAACAAGAGCAGUAUCCAUGUUACUUCACUGAAGAAGCCUACAAGAAGUGGUACACCCUCCCCCAAACGGACGUCUGUAGGUUCCAGGCCACCGGCAGUAAGAGGUAGCAGAGAUCGCUUCACGGGAGAGUCAUACACAGUGCUGGGAGACACUGCUAUUGAAAGUGGCCAGCAUUACUGGGAGGUCAAGGCUCAGAAGGACUGCAAAUCCUACAGCGUGGGGGUGGCGUACAAGACCCUGGGCAAGUUUGACCAGCUGGGAAAGACGAACACAAGCUGGUGUGUUCACGUCAACAACUGGCUACAAAACACGUUUGCAGCCAAGCAUAACAAUAAAGUCAAAGCUUUGGAUGUCGCUGUUCCCGAGAAAAUGGGUGUCUUUUGUGACUUUGAUGGGGGUCAACUUUCUUUCUAUGAUGCGAACUCAAAACAAUUGUUAUAUUCCUUUAAGACAAAAUUUACUCAGCCUGUUCUGCCUGGUUUCAUGGUUUGGUGUGGCGGACUCUCUUUAAGUACUGGGAUGCAAGUGCCAAGUGCUGUGAGAACUCUUCAGAAAAGUGAAAACGGGAUGACUGGCUCAGCGAGCAGCCUAAACAAUGUUACUCAGUAGUACCUACACAGAGCAUGAGCCCCCGCCUUUGCUGGGGUGGCCUUUCUGUGUGCAGUUACCAAUCACAGACCUCAUGAGCAGAGGGCACUGGGUUGGCUGCAUUCCGCUCUAGGGCCUGGAGUCUGUUAGAAUUAAGCACCUAGCACGAAGCCUUCACAGGAGUCUGACGCACUAUAUUCAUAGAGCAAGCAGAUGCUGGGUGAGAACCUCAUGUUUCAGCGCCUAAGUGUGGGAAUGGCAGUGUUUUAAUAGUUGCACACACGCUCGUAUUAGUGUUUCUUGGACUGCUCUGGCUUUCCUAAUAGGUUUAAUUACAUCCGGGAGCUCUAGGGCCUGGGGUGAAAAACAAUUAAAUUUUGCCUUUUCCUCUAUUUUUUUUUUAACCACAUCACUACCUGUUUAAAUUAGAUUCUUACACUGAAGCUUUAAAUGUCUACGAUCCUGUAAGAUUUUCUGAACAUUGAGCUAAUUGGUUAGAGAUGCAAGAAAGAUUUUCUUAGUGUUCCCAGCCCAUCUCCCUUUUAUAAAAAAGUUGUUUUGACUAGAUUGUGUAUUAUUUUCUCCUUUUCAGAUACUGUGAUGUUUCUCUUGUAGCUGCCACUGAAAAUAGAGAAUGAUUAAUUAGGUUUCUAGGCAAUUUUUUUUUAUGUUACCCUGUUUAAUUGGACUUCUUUUCAUCCUGUUAUUUUGGUGGUGGGUAAAAUCUUCCGAAAAAAAAAACUUUGCAUUUUCUGAAUUUACUGUCUAGGUUAAUAUAACAUUUAAUGGCUGUCUUUGACAAGCUUUCCACUUGAAUUCAGAAGCAACUGAUAAUUAUCCUACUUGUUGCAAUGAAAGUUUAUUACAAUUACAGAGGUGAGGAAUCUAUACCACUCAGCUUUAGUGAAGGUAGAAUGGAUUUUAUACAGGUGCCUAAUACCAUUCUUUACUGAAUUAGUCUUUUACUUUUCAGUAAUUCAUGGAAUGGCUUAACUUAGUUUUUUUUUUUUUUUUUUAAAUACACAUUGCGGACUUAUUCAGCACAUGAUUUUUAAAACAUAAUUAUUAGAUUAUUUUUCAAUUUUCUUACUUCACCUUAUUUACUUUCUAAAGGGGGUUAGUUCCUUCAAUAGAAAUCGUCCCCAGAUUUGAGAAAAACAUGUUAAAUAAUGAAUACAACCCAUGGUUAUUGUGAAGAACAUAACUGUUUUUUUCAGUUGAUCAGAAUUGGUAACACCAGUUCGCUGAGCCGAACUGAAGGCUGCAAUCCCAGUAUUAAGAGUUCCCUGAGCACUGUAAGGUCUGCAUUCGUCUUGUCCUUAACUUUAGAGCCUUUCUCUUUUUCUCGUGUUGCCUUUCUUUCAUUCUUGAUUUCUUUUUUAAAAAGGAAAAAAGCUUUAACCUUUUAUUAUAUAUAAUACACUAGGAUUUCAAGGUAGGCAGAGUUUUACACUUGAUUCUCAUUUUAAGUGUAUCUUACCAUGACAACCUUUUUCCAAGGAGUCGUGAUUAUUGCUGACUUAGCUGGUUAUCACUGCAAGGCCUUCAGAACAGUAACAGCCAAAUCUCAAAGUUUAUUGCUUUCUGACAGAUGUUUUCUUUAUUUAAAGAAGUUUUAUUUGAACCUCCUAAGUUUGUUUUCCCCAGGGAACAUUCACACCUACAUCAUCACUGUCUAAUAACAUAUUGGUAAUUUUAAAAGUUCUAAGUCAGUUCUUGGACAUCAAUUUGUCAAUAGAUAUUCCUUCAAUUCUCUAGAUAAGUUUUUGUUCCUGUUAGUGAUUUUGAAAGAAAAUUUAGAGUGUUAUGUUACAACAGGCUUAUGUUAGGGCCUAAGGAAAAUGGUAAUAUUAAAUUCUCUUUAUAGAAUCAAAUCUAAGUUAGUGGCCAAGCUGCUUUACGUAAACAUUUACGUAGAAAACUUUAGUAAAACUGACGUAAAGCCAGAAAAUUCUUAUAUAACUUUGUACUGUUAUACCUUGCAUAAUUGUGUCUUCUGACUAAAUCAGUGCCUUGUCCCUCUCAGCAUACUCUUGCUCCAUACCCCAUGCAGUUUCCGCUGGUGUCUAAAUCAGAGAUGAUUCUGUGGGACUGGUGCGGGCCUUCUCCUGCAGGGGUAUGAAGGGGAGAAAACGCUCACCAGAGGCCGGGGGAGUGCGGCGCAUGCGACUCUUUUCCUGUGCUCUUAGCAUCAUCUGAAACGCUUCAUAGAGAAUCUCCAUUUGCAAA